Monodelphis domestica (gray short-tailed opossum) is the source of this 353-nucleotide messenger RNA. RefSeq names its product Frey regulator of sperm-oocyte fusion 1 (gene FREY1). The record is from RefSeq and is a predicted model, not a curated record. Gene Ontology annotation, cellular component: endoplasmic reticulum membrane. NCBI's taxonomy places the organism in Eukaryota, Metazoa, Chordata, Mammalia, Didelphimorphia, Didelphidae. Gene Ontology annotation, biological process: sperm-egg recognition; fusion of sperm to egg plasma membrane involved in single fertilization.
UAGGAGAAGGGCUAACGGAUCCCAGUCGGGAAGGAGCCUGCCGCACCAUGCCGGGGUCCCUGGGCCCUAGGAUGGGGCUGGGCCUCCUCCUCCUUGCCCUAGUCCUGGUCGCGGGACAUGCGCAGCCUCAGAGGUAUCAGCCCCUCUCACUUCCUGGAGAGUUAGAGCCCAUGGAGCUCCCCAACGGCCUGAUGGAUGAUUACGGGAUCCUUCCCAAGCACCCAGGCCCUCGCGUGGUCCUCCCCCUGCUCCCCAAAGUCCAGAAGCGCAAGCGGGACGGGCCAGAUUUGUCUGACUAUUACUACGAUGCUCCUCAGUGACGGGAAGGCCUGAUAAAGUGAUUAUUCUCUCUA